AUGCCUAAAUUCAAGUCAUCUCUCAUAGAGACUAUAAAGAUAUUUGCGAUGACUUGCAGUUGCACAAGGAGAGAUCAUUUCACUUCUUUGGAAGGUGAAUCAAGCCUCGGACCAGACACAAAGUUCUAUAAAACAAUCGAUGGCAUUCGACUUGACUGUCUCUUGAUUGAAGUCAAAUGCCCAAAUAGUACUAGCGAUGACGAUCUCUUCAAGCUGUCUAUAGAAAUGCAAUACACUUUGAAUCGUUUGGUAGAGCACGGGGUUGAUAAUCCUGAUGUAUACGGUGUGCUAGUGUACAGCUUAAAAGAAACAAAUCAAAGGAAGAAUGAUGAAUAG
Phycomyces blakesleeanus NRRL 1555(-) is the source of this 336-nucleotide messenger RNA. RefSeq lists its product as hypothetical. NCBI's taxonomy places the organism in Eukaryota, Fungi, Mucoromycota, Mucoromycetes, Mucorales, Phycomycetaceae. The transcript is spliced from 3 exons. The record is from RefSeq and is a predicted model, not a curated record. The coding region runs from base 1 to 336 and encodes 111 amino acids.